Molecule: messenger RNA, 2907 nt
Organism: Eutrema salsugineum
Lineage: Eukaryota; Viridiplantae; Streptophyta; Magnoliopsida; Brassicales; Brassicaceae
Product: pentatricopeptide repeat-containing protein At3g03580
Exons: 1
Coding region: 1-2652 (883 amino acids)
Biological process (GO): RNA modification
Molecular function (GO): RNA binding; zinc ion binding; protein binding
Source: RefSeq, a predicted model, not a curated record
AUGCAGAUUAGAGUAUCAUCGGCUUUCAUCUCGAAAGCUCUUUCAUCAUCAUCUAACCUCAAAGACCUUUGUCGAAUCCACGCCGUUGUAAUCUCGCUAGGCCUUGACGGCUCUGACUUUUUCUCAGGGAAGCUUAUCGACAAGUACUCCCAUUUCAAGGAACCCGCCUCUUCUCUCUCUGUUUUCCGGCGAGUUUCUCCGGCGAAAAAUGUGUACCUCUGGAACUCAAUCAUCAGAGCGCUUUCUCAGAAUGGUUUGUUCCCUAAAGCUCUCGAAUUUUACGGGAAACUCCGAGAAACCAAUGUUUCGCCUGAUAAGUUCACGUUUCCUCCCGUCGUCAAAGCCUGCGCGGGAUUGUUGGACGCGGAGAUCGGAGACUGUGUUUACAAACAGAUACUGGAAUCGGGUUUGGAAUCUGAUUUAUACGUAGGCAAUGCACUUGUGGAUAUGUACUCGAGAAUGGGAUCGUUGGAUAGAGCACGACAAGUGUUCGACGAAAUGCCUGUUAGAGAUCUCGUGUCCUGGAACAGUUUAAUUUCCGGGUUUUGUUCACAUGGUUACUACGAGGAAGCCUUAGGAAUUUAUCAUGAAUUAAGGAAUUCUUGGAUUGUGCCAGAUUCCUUCACAUUUUCAAGUGUUUUGCCUGCCUUUGGGAAUUUGGUGCUUGUCAAAGAAGGACAGGGACUUCAUGGUUUUGCUCUCAAGUUAGGUGUUAAUUCCGCUGUGGUGGUUAACAAUGGACUACUUGCGAUGUACUUGAAAUUUAGCAGACCAACGGAUGCAAGACGAGUUUUUGAUGAGAUGGUCGUUCGAGACUCCAUUAGCUACAAUACUAUAAUCUGUGGAUUCCUCAACUCAGAGAUGUAUGAAGAAUCUUUGAGGAUGUUUUUGGAAAAUUUGGAUCAGUUCAAGCCAGAUAUCUUAACAGUUAGUUCUAUUCUCCGUGCCUGCGGACACUUACGAGACUUGCGCUUAGCAAAGUACGUUCAUGAAUAUAUGUUGAGAUCUGGAUUUGUGCUUGAAACCACUGGGAGUAACAUUCUAAUCGAUGCGUAUGCAAAGUGCGGUGACAUGAUCGCAGCAAGAGAUGUGUUCAAGAGCAUCGAAUGUAAGGAUACUGUUUCGUGGAACUCGAUAAUCAGUGGAUAUAUACAAAGCGGAGAUCUUUUGGAAGCCAUGAAACUCUUUAAGAUGAUGAUGAUGAUCAUGGAAGAGCAGGCGGAUCAUAUCACGUACGUGAUGCUUGUAUCUGUCUCCACUCGUUUAGCAGACUUAAAAUUUGGGAGAGGGCUACACUCCAACGCCACAAAAUCUGGAAUUUAUUCUGAUCUUUCUGUCAGUAACGCUUUGAUUGAUAUGUAUGCUAAGUGCGGGGAAGUAGGGGAUUCUCUUCAGAUAUUUAAUUGUAUGGAUACUCGGGAUACGGUAACAUGGAACACAGUUAUUUCAUCAUGUGUUUGUUUUGGGGAUUUCGCCACCGGUUUGCAGCUAACUUCUCAAAUGAGGACCAGCGGAGCGGUGCUAGAUAUGGCCACUUUUUUAGUUAUAUUGCCUAUGUGUGCUUCGCUUGCUGCUAAACGACCAGGCAAGGAGAUCCAUUGUUGUCUUUUAAGGUUUGGAUAUGAGUCGGAGUUGCCAAUAGGAAAUGCACUAAUCGAAAUGUACUCAAAAUGUGGUUCUUUGGAGAGUUCUUUUAGCGUCUUUAGACAUAUGAGUAGAAGAGAUGUUGUGACAUGGACAGGGAUGAUCUAUGCAUAUGGAAUGUACGGUGAAGGUGAGAAAGCUCUUGAAGCUUUUGCUGAUAUGGAAAAAUCCGGUAUUGUUCCUGAUCAUGUUGUCUUCAUUGCCAUCAUCUAUGCUUGCAGCCACUCUGGUUUGGUCGAGGAAGGCUUGGCGUGCUUCGAAAAGAUGAAAACUCACUACAAAAUCGACCCGGUGAUAGAACACUAUGCGUGUGUGGUUGAUUUGUUGUCUCGGUCACAGAAGAUUACGAAAGCCGAGGAAUUUAUCCAAGCAAUGCCGAUAAAACCCGAUGCAAGCAUAUGGGCAUCUCUGCUACGAGCUUGUCGAACAAGUGGAGACAUGGAGACUGCAGAAAGAGUGUCUAAGAGGAUCAUUGAGCUGAACCCGGAUGAUCCGGGUUACUCGAUUCUAGCAUCAAACGCUUAUGCAGCCUUGAGGAAAUGGGACAAAGUGAGCCUGAUCCGCAAAUCCUUGAAAGAAAAACCAAUGAGGAAAAAUCCGGGAUAUAGCUGGAUCGAAAUCAGUAAAAAAGUUCAUGUGUUCCGCGCAGGAGAUGAUUCAGCUCCUCAGUCCGAAGACAUCUACAAGUCACUGGAGAUACUUUACGAUCUGAUGGCUAAAGAAGGGUACAUUCCUGAUCCUCGGGAAGUCUCACAGAAUUUAGAGGAAGAGGAAGAGAAGAGACGUUUAAUCUGUGGCCACAGUGAGAGGCUAGCGAUUGCGUUUGGACUGUUGAACACAGAACCAGGGACGCCAUUGCAAGUGAUGAAGAACCUUCGUGUCUGUGGUGAUUGUCAUGAAGUGACGAAGCUGAUAUCAAAGAUCGUGGGGCGUGAGAUAUUGGUGCGGGAUGCUAAUCGGUUCCAUCUCUUCAAAGACGGUACUUGCAGCUGCAAAGAUCGGUGGUGAAUAGUUUCUUUCUUUGAUGCAACUCAGAGCGUGGAUUCGCAAAAAUCUGUCUGAAAGCAACAUUUUUUUUUGUUAUAAAUGAAGCAACAUUUUUUUGCAGAAGCAAAUCUAUCUGAAAGCAACGUUUUUUUUUGGUUAUCAAUGAAGAUUCAUCAGAGCGAAACACAUGUUUUGCAUCAAACACUUGGUAAAUUUCACAAAUCAAAACGUUCUUGAACCAUAUAUCUCAAAAGAGGUUCGGUCUUAAAGCUCCAG